Molecule: messenger RNA, 1782 nt
Organism: Fraxinus pennsylvanica
Lineage: Eukaryota; Viridiplantae; Streptophyta; Magnoliopsida; Lamiales; Oleaceae
Source: the annotation of a GenBank genome assembly
AUGAUUUCUUUGAAGAAAGGGGUUCUUGCAAAGCUUCUCGAAGAGAUGGAAAUGGAAGAAAAGGGUUUGGACGAUGUGCAGAAACCUGUAUUAUUACAAAUCAGAAGCAUAAUUCCUGUACUGGAAGAAGGUAAUUUAUGGCCUAAUAGAGGAUUUUUCUUAAAGGUUUCAGAUAUGGCACACCAAAUGUUUGUUUCUUUGCCUCAAGAAGAGGAUGAGAUGAUUUUAGGUAACAAAUUAAAACUUGGGCAAUUUGUAUAUGUGCAAAAGUUAGAGAAGGCCACUCCAGUUCCGUUGCUUAGAGGCAUAACCUCUGUUCCAGGGAGGCAUCGAUGUGAAGGAACUCCUGAAGAUAUUGUUUCACCAGGAAAGUUGGAGAAGUUUCUUCAGGCAUCUAAUGUUGAUUCAAUCGUCGAAAAGGGUGUCAUUUUGGAGAAAAAGAUAUCUGAUAGUUCAUCUGAUUCAAGCAAGAUUGCGCAAGCGUUAUCUGAUUCAGAGUCAUUAAGAAAAGGAAGUGAGGGCUUCGAGGGUAGAUCUCGAAGAAGAAUCCGCUCUUUGAGCGCUUCAAAAGCCCGUCCAGGAGGAAUCAAGACAGAGAAAUUCCAUACUGGGAUACCUUAUCCUGAGAAGAAAAGCUGUAAUUUUGGUGCCAAAGCAAAAAAAAGUAGGCCAAGUUCUAUUGAUAAUGGUAGUGAUACAGAUAGUGUGAUAUCAUCUGCCUCAUCAACUCACACAUCAAAGAGAAGAAGCUGGACAGAGUCAGAUAUUUUGCGAGUCAAGGAAAUUUUUGAUUCUUCAGUUGGCAAGCCUAAAAUUAGACCAACAGCUCGCAGUCGUAGCACAAAUAUUUCACCCAUUUGUUCUGGGAGGUACGAUAGCUCUGAUGACAAUUCGAGUUCAACGCCAAAAAGAAGAGAUGUUGCUUUGGCUAAAAGAGUGGUUAAGGUUUCCAACAAAGGCCAAACUCCUGUAUCAAAGGUUGAUAACGUGCAGAUGUCAAAGUCAUUAUCCAGUUCAGUCUGUGACAGAAAAGGGGCAGAAUCCAGAAUAUCUUGGAGCUCCCUUCGAUCAAGCUUAGUGAAGCUUGGCAAGGAGGUUGUGAGACAAAGAGACGUUGCUCUGCUUGCUGCUGCUGAUGCUUUGCAAGAAGCUUGUGCCGCUGAAAGAUUGCUCAAUUCUUUAAGCAUAUUUUCGGAGUUCCAUUCAGCAGAAGGAGAUGAUCUGCAACCUUCUGUAGAUAAAAUUUUGGAUCUUCAAGAUGAUUUAUUGCAUAGUGGGCUGAUAAUGCAAUCACUAACAAACAUAAGUCCAAUUAAGACAUCAGAAACCGAAUUCCGUGGGACUGAUUCAAUCAAGGAAACAUUAAAUAUCGCUCUUGAAAGAAAGAAAAAUGCUGCUACAUGGAUAAAAUCGGCCGUGGCUCUUGAUCUUUCCCCACACAAUUUGAACCUCGCUUCAAUGCCUAAUCCAACAGCUUCCACAAAAAUGGUGAAAAAAUCAAGUCCAUCAGUUCGGAGUACUAAAACCAAAGGUGCAUGUAUCAUUAGAAAGAGUAGAAGCAGUGUCAAUGUUCCACUUGUGUUGUCAUCUGAUAGGGAUGACGAGCAUGAAUGGACUAGGGGAAGUGCUUUAUAUGCCGCUGCUGACCUGGCUACAUUGUUGCAGGACGAAUGUCGGAAAUUGUUUUUGAGUGGUGUAGAGAAAUACUUAGAUGAAGUCGAAAGAAAAAGCUCGUCAAUGGAAUCUGAUAAUCACAUAGCUGGGAUGAUGUAUAAAGGUUAA